AUGAGCCUGGAGUCCCCAUUCCAGCUCAAGCAAACUAACGUCAGUCGCCCACGUCUCUCCCACUCAGACUCGCAGCAAAGCAUUGCUGCGUCUCAAGCCGCCUCAGAGGGCUACUACAGCCUCUCCGAGAACUCGUCGAGCGAGAGUGAUACUCGCAAGCUCCGCUACACCACACCGCCUUCUCAAUACCGCACGCCAGCAGAAAGUCAUGAGCAUUUGCAGAACCACGCCGACGCAGCGAUAGCAUCAUUACGGGGAGUGGGCGUCCAGCGCCACCCACCACCCACCAACGACCGCCCUGUCUCCACCAUUGUCGAAGAGCGAUCAGACACCCAGGCAAGCAGGCAGCGGCCCAUGGACUCGGAGUCAAUGGCCACCACCCCCGGCAUGGACACGACCCCCUACAUCCGUUUUGCUAUCGAUCAGCUCACGCGCGAUGAAGAAGUGCGAGGCAGUCGCAUGUAUCCGCAAGAUCACGAAGAUGCGACACAGGUGUCUGACGAUGACCCCGAAGAUGAGGCCGACUACCCAGUCGAGCGCAUAGUGUCCGAUGAGCGUCUGGGCUAUAUGGCGCAGAAUGCUCGAACUCAAGACAGAUUAUCGCGGCACAUGCCGCAAAGGAAGUCCCGACAAGCGCCGAGCUCACAGGAAGGUGCGCUGGCAGUGAAACAACUACAUCAGGAACGGACGCCAGAAAAGGCGCAGAAGGACGUUUUUAUCGCUCAUGACGUGCCCCACGCGCCACUGAACUUUCUGCCCGGCAUUCUUCGUCCUCUCUGGCUUCUUCUGUUCGCCUUUACAUGCUUACUCAUGCUCGCGGCUCUCAUCUUCUGUGCCAUCUAUUCGAACCGACAAAACGGCAUUGGACUAUGGGAUUACCAAGUAUUCGGUGACAACCGAUACUUCGUCUUCGAGUACCUGCCAACACUGCUCGGAGCACUCAUUCUUCUGUGGCUUAUCCAGGUGCAGGUCGCACUGCAGCGGGUAGUGCCCUUCAUCGCUAUGGCCUCAAAUCAGUACCACCAGCGGUCAGAGGCUAUCUUUCUGCAGCUUUACCCGACCCAGUUUCUGUUUCCCAGAACAGAGUACUUCCGCGCCGGUCAGCCCUUAGUCGGCGUAUGCUUCUUCAUUUUCUGGCUCUUUCAAUGGACGAUACCCCUUCUUGCGUCUUCUUUCAACGUACGAUAUGAUAUGGAUAGAACAGUCUGGCGAUGGGUGGCUGUACAGGGUGUUAUGUGGACGGUAAUUGUGCUAUACAUACUAUUGGUGGUAGCACUGCUUGUGCUGGUGAUCAUUCUCCGGAAGCCAACGGGGCUAAAGUGGGAUCCUCGCUCCCUGGCCGAUAUCGUGACGCUCAUGGAACGUUCGAACAUCACGACCGACUACCGCGGCGCCGAGACGUUUGAGAAAAGGGACUUCGAUAACCUGAAAGGAAGAUCGGAUCGCUUGGGGUACUGGAGCACGACACGAAGCCCGAAUGACGUCUUCCAUGGCAUCGGCGAAGAAGGCGUCGCAACCCGAAGGUAUUCAGUUGAAGACGGGCGUAUCCGAGAGAAAGGUGCAGAGCGCACAUACCCGGAUGCAGCGGCUGUACGGCGAAGCCAUCGACCAAGCGACUUUUCUAUCCGCAUGGACAUCCGCAGCCCCAAUGUCCGUUUGAGGUAUCUCCCUUGGUGGCUGCGCACCUCAGCCGUGUUGCUCUGGAUCGUCACCGCCAUGGUGCUUCUGGUUGCAUUCCUGGUCAUCAGCUUCGUCAACAGUGCGGUCCGCCUGGGCUUCCUUCCCCAGGUCUUUGCCCGCACUAACGCUGCCGGAUUCUCCGCCUCAAACUUCCUCUACUCAUUCAUCCCGGCGCUCAUUGGCCAAAUCCUCUUCCUCAUCAUCCUCACCUUCGACUACACCUUCCGCGUUCUUCGCCCGUACAUUUCGCUUUCCUCCAAAGGCGGCGCAACAGCAGAAACUUCCCUCCUCAUCGACUACUCUUCCCGCCUUCCUCUCUCUGUCACAUUUGCCGCGCUAGAAAACCAGCACUACCAGAACGCCAUCCUAUCCCUCGUCUCGCUCACCUCCUUCGCAAUUCCCAUCCUCGCGGGCGGCUGCUUCUGGACGCAGUACUACCCCAAUUCGGACGUCGUUCGCGUUGCCGCUGAGUUACCCGGGUACUACGCACUGUGCUUCUUCCUCGCGCUCUACGCCGUCACUUUGCUGGCUGUCUGGCCCGGCAGAAGGCGGGCAGCGCUCCCACACCGCAGCACCAGCUUUGCGGAGAUCAUCAGCUGGGUAUACCAAAGUCCGAUCCUCACAGACCGCGCGUUCAGCCGCCCGCAGACGAAGCCCGAGCUUGUAGCACGGCUCAUGGGCUCAGCGUAUGCGGAGCGAUCAUGGGCGCAGUCUGUAACUUCGCUUAUGCGUCCGUCCCGCGAUAACUUGAAGGAUGAGCAGGGCGCGAGGAGAGGGAAGAAGCACGUGGAGAAAGAUGGCGUUGAGAGACACAACUCUACGCUAGAGCCAGGCAAGACGCGGUACGGCUUUGGCAUUCAUGUCGGUCGGGAUGGCCUCGAACAUCUCGGCAUCGAUCGUGUAAGGCGCGGAGGCGAGCGAUCCGGACGCGAGCUUGUUAUUUGGGAGGAGCAGAAUCGGAGGAGCUGGGUUGGUUCUUCGGCGUGA
Molecule: messenger RNA, 2667 nt
Organism: Didymosphaeria variabile
Lineage: Eukaryota; Fungi; Ascomycota; Dothideomycetes; Pleosporales; Didymosphaeriaceae
Exons: 2
Coding region: 1-2667 (888 amino acids)
Source: RefSeq, a predicted model, not a curated record